Molecule: messenger RNA, 2202 nt
Organism: Brassica oleracea var. oleracea
Lineage: Eukaryota; Viridiplantae; Streptophyta; Magnoliopsida; Brassicales; Brassicaceae
Product: exocyst complex component EXO70B1
Exons: 1
Coding region: 125-1972 (615 amino acids)
Biological process (GO): exocytosis
Cellular component (GO): exocyst
Molecular function (GO): phosphatidylinositol-4,5-bisphosphate binding
Source: RefSeq, a predicted model, not a curated record
CUUGCUUGGAACUUUCUUCGUCUUCGAUUCCUUUUCUUACUUACUUUCCCCAUUCGAUCUCGCUCUGACCACCUUUUUUUAUAUAACACACAAAAACCUCUCUCUACUCAAAUCAUAACCCUUCAUGGCAGAGAACGGUGAAGAAAAGCUACUCGCGGUCGCGCGUCACAUAGCCAAGACCCUCGGCCACAACGAAUCCAUGGCUGAUGACGUCUUACAGAUCUUCUCAACCUUCGACGGCAGAUUCUCCCGGGAGAAGCUCUCCGAGGGACAGCCCGGAGAAGACGGAUCCACCGUCACCGCACUCGAGCGAGCUCUCAACUCGCUAGACUCCCAGAUCUCCCGCUUCGUCGCCGCCGAUCAGCCAAUCUGGGCCGAUCCCGCCGACUCAGCCGCCUUCCUCGACGCCAUCGACGAGCUAGUAAACAUCACCAGAGAGUGGAGCCACGUGGCCAACGAGAAGCCCGUCGGCGUGUGCCUCGCACGCGCCGACGAGAUGCUCCAGCAAGCGAUGUUCCGCGUCGAGGAAGAGUUCAGGUCGCUCAUGGAGCGAGGCGCCGAGUCCUUCGCGGUGAAUAGUCACCGCUUAGACUCCGACGAGGAGGUGGAAGGAGACGAUGACUACGACGGUGACCAGAUCCCGGUGGCGCAGCCUCUUACUGACUACGACCUCAUCAUCGACGCGCUCCCGUCGGCGACCAUCAACGACCUCCACGAGAUGGCGAAGCGGAUGCUCGCCGCGGGGUUUGGUAAGUCGUGCUCGCACGUGUACAGCGCGUGUAGGAGAGAGUUUCUCGAAGAGAGCGUGUCGAGGUUAGGGUUAAAGAAGCGUAGCAUCGAGGAGGUUCAUAAGAUGCCGUGGCAGGAGCUCGAGGAUGAGAUCGAGCGGUGGAUUAAAUCCGCUAACGUCGCUCUACGCAUCCUCUUCCCUAGCGAGCGUCGUUUAUGCGACCGUGUCUUCUUCGGCUUCUCCUCAGCUGCUGAUCUUUCCUUCAUGGAGGUGUGUCGCGGCUCCACUAUUCAGAUUCUGAACUUCGCGGACGCGAUUGCUAUAGGCAGCCGGUCGCCUGAGAGGUUGUUCAAGGUGCUUGACGUGUUUGAGACGAUGAGGGAUUUGAUGGGUGAGUUUGAGUCUGUGUUCUCGGAUCAGUUUUGUUUGGUUCUUAGAAACGAAGCUGUGACUAUUUGGAAACGUUUGGGAGAGGCGGUUAGAGGGAUUUUUAUGGAGCUUGAGAAUUUGAUCAGGCGUGAUCCGGCUAAAGCUGCUGUUCCGGGGGGUGGUUUGCAUCCGAUCACUCGUUAUGUGAUGAACUAUCUCCGAGCUGCGUGUAGGUCGAGGCAGACGCUGGAGCAAGUGUUUGAGGAGAGCAAUGGCGUUCCGUCGAAAGAUUCGACUCUGUUGACCGUACAGAUGUCUUGGAUCAUGGAGCUUUUAGAGAGUAACUUGGAGGUGAAAUCAAAAGUUUACAAAGAUCCAGCUUUGUGCUAUUUGUUUCUGAUGAACAACGGGAGGUACAUUGUUCAGAAGGUGAAGGACGGUGACCUGGGGUCGCUCUUAGGAGAGGACUGGAUCCGGAAACACAAUGCUAAAGUCAGACAGUAUCAUUCGAGUUAUCAGAGAAGCGCGUGGAAUAAGAUGCUGGGGCUGCUGAAGGUGGAUAACACGGCGGCGGGUAUGAACGGGUUAGGGAAAAACAUGAAGGAGAAGCUGAAGCAGUUCAAUGUGCAGUUUGAUGAGACGUGUAAAGUGCAUUCGACUUGGGUUGUGUUCGACGAGCAGCUCAGGGAGGAACUGAGAAUCUCGCUGGCUAGGCUGCUGUUGCCGGCGUACGGGAACUUCAUAGGGAGGUUUCAGAACCUUGGAGAUUUAGGGAAAGGGAAAAACGCAGACAAGUAUAUCAAGUAUGGAGUUGAGGACAUUGAUGCGCAUAUCAACGAGCUGUUUAAAGGCUCAACGACUGCAAGAAAAUGAAGGUAAACUUGUGAAAUGUUUGUAAACGAACCAUCUGCUAAUGACCAAUUGCGAAGCCUUGCAUGGUGGAUUUGUAUAAUGUAUUGUUUUACACGAUUAGCUCAGCUCUAUUGUGUUGUGUUAUGAUGUUGCAUUGUGUACUAAAUCAGAGGUUUUGUUAUUGUAAAAAGAAAAACAAGAAUGACAUUUAUCUCACAAAUUAUAGGAUUUGAUAAGACUUUGACAUGUGA